AUGGCUCAGCAGGAAUACAAGCUUCUUAGCGAUGCCUUGUUCACAUACAAGGGAAUCGUCUACCCUACUGAUGACACCUUUGAACUUACUCCGGAAUAUCUUGACAGCAUGGAACACUUUGAGAUCAGAGACAGUGACGUUUUCCUUGUCACUUCCCCAAAAUCUGGCACAGUAUGGACCCAGCGCAUUGUUACCUUGCUGUAUGAAGAGGACUUCCCAGACUCUCUGGACAAGACCACAUUUGAGCGCAUGCCCUGGGUGGAGUUUUUAGUUAAAGGUACGGAAUACACCAAACGGCCAUCACCCAGGCUGUUCUGCUCCCAUCUGCAGGAGCACCUGGUCCCCAGAGGCCUGCAGGAGAAGAAGGCCAAAGUCAUCUACGUCACCAGGAACCCCAAAGAUGUCCUAGUUUCUUACUUUCAUUUCACAAAUUUCAUGCUAAAACUGGAGAAACACAAAGACUUGGAUGAAACACUGGAUAAAUUUUUCUCCGGUUGGAUGGUUGGUGGUUGCUGGUUUGACCACGUCAAGGGAUGGUACAACAACAGAGACAAGUACAACAUCCUCUUUCUAAGCUAUGAAGAAAUGAUCAAGGAUCUGAGAUCUGUUGUUGUGAAGAUCAGUGAAUUUGUGGGGAAAAAUAUGUCUGAUGCAGCAAUUGACAAAAUAGUGGAGCGGGUCUCCUUUAAGGAGAUGAAGGUCGAUCCUUUGGCAAACUAUGAAUUCCUGCCGGCUGAUGUCACGGACAAGGAGAAGGUGAAAUUCCUACGCAAAGGUACAAUUGGGGACUGGAAGAACAACCUUACGGUGGCUCAGAGUGAACGCUUCGACAGAGUCUUCCAGGAGAGGAUGAAGGACUUCCCUCUGACUUUUGUCUGGGACAUUAGUGAGCUCCAUGGCUGAUGGCUCUGUUUCAGAUGUCCUCUACAAAAUGUACAGAAUAUACUGUAUAUCUGUGUGGCAUAGUUACCCAUUGUGUCUUCAUUUAGUCACAUUCUUUCAUUUUCAAUAUGGAACGAUAAAUAUUAUGCUAUAAAAUGCAAUAUUCAGCAGUAUGCAUAUGGUGUCAAACCAAUAUAGGCCUGACAGAAGUGUAUUCUACACAGUUGACAUAUUGUUUUAGGGGAGAUUUAAAACAUUUUGAAUUGUCAAAUUCCUUUUUUCCUUUGUUUGAAGCACAUUGCGCACAUUUUAAUGGGGCAUUAUAUUUUGAUUAUAUUUGUCAUAAUGGACGCUUUCUGUGCUGAUUAAAAAAUUGCAUUUCAAUCAUGGAACAAGAAGGAAAUACUCUUGUUGAAAAGACAAGAUAAAUGAAAAU
Conger conger (European conger) is the source of this 1318-nucleotide messenger RNA. Its product is annotated as amine sulfotransferase-like. Lineage: Eukaryota; Metazoa; Chordata; Actinopteri; Anguilliformes; Congridae. Gene Ontology annotation, biological process: sulfation. Bases 1 to 903 code for a protein of 300 amino acids. The record is from RefSeq and is a predicted model, not a curated record. Gene Ontology annotation, molecular function: sulfotransferase activity. Gene Ontology annotation, cellular component: cytoplasm. The transcript is spliced from 6 exons.